This is a messenger RNA of Peromyscus californicus insignis, 3808 nucleotides long. It is a transcript of the gene Rdx, whose product is annotated as radixin. Gene Ontology annotation, molecular function: actin binding; cell adhesion molecule binding. Gene Ontology annotation, biological process: regulation of cell shape; positive regulation of protein localization to early endosome; positive regulation of early endosome to late endosome transport. The coding region runs from base 277 to 2091 and encodes 604 amino acids. The record is from RefSeq and is a predicted model, not a curated record. The transcript has 16 exons. Gene Ontology annotation, cellular component: adherens junction; apical part of cell; cytoskeleton. NCBI's taxonomy places the organism in Eukaryota, Metazoa, Chordata, Mammalia, Rodentia, Cricetidae.
AGGGGGCGCGGGGCGGCCCCGCCUUCCCCCCCGAGGAGGCGCCGGGCGGCCAUAUUGCCGAGCUGUCUGCGGCGGCGGCGGCGGCGCGUCUCUUCUCCGGCGGCUCAGGGCUCGCACCGCCGCCUCUCCGUUCGCUCGCUGCCAGCCGCGACGCCCCCGCCGAGCCGCGCCUCAGCCAGCCGACGGCGGGCAGGGAAGGAGCCGCUCAUUUUCGGGGCGAUAAUAGUUUAUAGAAGUGAAGAGUUCCUAAAGAAGGUAACAAACAAGAGAAGGAAAAUGCCGAAACCAAUCAAUGUACGAGUAACUACAAUGGAUGCUGAGCUAGAGUUUGCCAUUCAGCCCAAUACAACUGGCAAACAACUUUUUGACCAGGUUGUAAAAACAGUUGGUUUACGUGAGGUCUGGUUUUUCGGGCUGCAGUAUGUAGACAGCAAAGGAUAUUCUACGUGGCUUAAACUGAAUAAAAAGGUGACACAGCAAGAUGUUAAAAAAGAAAAUCCUUUACAGUUCAAGUUUAGAGCUAAAUUCUUUCCUGAAGAUGUGUCUGAGGAAUUGAUUCAAGAAAUAACACAGAGACUUUUCUUCUUGCAAGUUAAAGAAGCCAUCUUAAAUGAUGAGAUAUAUUGCCCACCAGAAACUGCAGUUCUUUUGGCUUCGUAUGCUGUCCAAGCCAAGUAUGGAGAUUAUAAUAAAGAGAUUCACAAACCAGGAUACCUGGCUAAUGACAGACUCCUACCACAGCGUGUUUUGGAACAACACAAACUGACCAAAGAGCAGUGGGAGGAGCGGAUACAGAACUGGCACGAAGAGCACAGAGGGAUGCUGAGGGAGGAUUCGAUGAUGGAGUACCUGAAGAUUGCUCAAGAUCUAGAAAUGUAUGGUGUCAACUAUUUUGAAAUCAAGAAUAAGAAAGGCACUGAAUUGUGGCUGGGUGUUGAUGCUUUGGGUCUGAAUAUUUAUGAACAUGAUGACAAGUUAACACCUAAAAUUGGUUUUCCCUGGAGUGAAAUCCGAAAUAUUUCAUUUAAUGACAAAAAAUUUGUUAUAAAGCCAAUUGACAAAAAGGCACCCGAUUUUGUUUUCUAUGCUCCUCGUCUGAGAAUCAAUAAGCGGAUUUUGGCCUUAUGUAUGGGAAACCAUGAACUCUACAUGAGAAGGAGAAAGCCUGAUACUAUUGAAGUACAACAGAUGAAGGCUCAGGCCCGGGAGGAAAAGCACCAGAAGCAGUUGGAAAGGGCACAAUUAGAGAAUGAAAAGAAGAAAAGAGAAAUAGCAGAAAAAGAAAAGGAAAGAAUAGAGCGUGAGAAGGAAGAGCUGAUGGAGCGUCUAAGGCAAAUUGAAGAGCAGACAAUGAAAGCCCAAAAAGAACUAGAAGAACAGACUCGGAAAGCUCUGGAACUGGAGCAGGAGCGCCAGCGAGCAAAAGAGGAGGCAGAGCGGCUAGAUAAGGAGCGACGGGCUGCGGAGGAGGCCAAGUCCGCCAUAGCCAAGCAAGCUGCUGACCAGAUGAAGAACCAGGAGCAGCUGGCAGCAGAACUUGCCGAAUUCACUGCCAAGAUUGCACUUUUAGAGGAAGCCAAGAAGAAAAAGGAAGAGGAAGCUACUGAGUGGCAACACAAAGCUUUUGCAGCUCAGGAAGACUUGGAAAAGACCAAAGAAGAGUUAAAAACGGUGAUGUCUGCGCCUCCUCCCCCUCCCCCUCCCCCAGUCAUUCCUCCCACAGAAAACGAGCAUGACGAGCAUGAUGAGAACAGUGCCGAGGCCAGUGCAGAGUUGUCCAACGAGGGGGUGAUGAACCACCGGAGCGAGGAGGAGCGGGUGACGGAGACCCAGAAAAACGAACGUGUGAAGAAGCAGCUCCAGGCAUUAAGUUCAGAGUUAGCCCAAGCCAGAGAUGAAACUAAGAAAACACAGAAUGAUGUUCUUCAUGCUGAGAAUGUCAAAGCAGGCCGUGAUAAGUACAAGACUCUCCGACAGAUUCGACAAGGCAAUACAAAGCAGCGCAUCGAUGAGUUUGAAGCAAUGUGGGGACCCAAACUGUAUGCACUGUUCCAGAUGCGCUCCUGCCAGAGCAGCAUAAAGCAUAUGUAACAGGAUGAAGCCUCCCUCCUCAUGAGCAGGAACCCCAGAUUAAAAUCGGCAGUAUGUUCUGUUCACCUCCCUCCUCGGUGCUUUUCACCUGUUAAUACCUGUGCUCCUCGGAGAGCCUCCUCUGAGGGAGGCUGACUCCAAGCCAUUGUUGUCAGAAGCAGAAAAAGAAAAAGUGUCUGUGUGACUCACCAGAGCAGCCAAGCUCAAAUGACAGAUUUUGAAUUAUCCCGAGAUGAAUUCAUGAAGGGAACAAGGGAGCUGGCAGUCACUGCAUCUUUGAGCCUGAAAUGUCAUCUAGCUGUCAGCCUUGGAAGGGCUGAGGCCUCUGCAAUCGAUUGUCACUGGAAAAGGACUUAGUUGUCCUUUAGGCCUUAGUUCUCUGGGGCUUCUCUCCAGAACUGUCAUCCUGCCUACCUGUGAAAUUCUGCUGGCAAGAACUUAGAAGUGACAUCCAAAGCCACAGACAGGAACUAGCUGGCUGGUUUGCUAAGUGGUGGAGCCCCCUAAAGUCUCAGGACCAGAUCAUAGCCAAAUGACUAAUCAGCUGGCACAGUGUGUGGAUCAUGGGCUUCCUGGUCUCAAAAUUCAGGCUUUGGUUUCUCUGCAAGGUUCUGGGCUAAUUUUUGCUUAAAAGGCCAGGAUCCGAUUUGACCUCAGGCUUCUCUGUGUGGGGGCCUGAGGUGUGUGCCAGCCACAUGGAGCUAGUGUCAGUAAGGGGAGCUCAUGCCUCAGGCUGUUCUCUUCUCAGCCUCUCCUUCUCCAUACCAGAAGUGUCUGUGACUGUGAUCCGAUGGGCAGUGUUUAGACUGCAGCUUUAGGUUCAGAACACGGUUCUGGGGUCAGAGUGUCCCCAAACCUGCUGUUGUGAUUUCUUUUGAAGCCCCAAACAAUUGCGGCUGUUCUGAGGUCAGAGAGCGGUCUGCACCUCCUGGCAUUUCCUCCACAGCAUUCCAUCCUCUGCACAGCCCUGGAACAUUCCCUGAGUGCUAAACACGAGUUUUCAGGGCCAUGCCCUUUGCAACCCAUCCUGGUAAUCUGUAUGUUGAAUUUUUUUCUCUGUCUCCUGACUUUCCCAUCAUCUGGCUGUACAGGUCCCUGGUGUCUGACCCAUGAUGAACUUUAGACUAAGGAUGUACUGAGACAGCCCUGUGUCUUGAAUGCAUACACCCCAAAACUCUGGUGUCUCCAGGACAACUGGAUGGACUAGUGCUCAUCAACCAGGGCACUUGCUGAUUCCUGCACCCCUCACCCCCACCCUCAUUUGCUCUUGGCUUUCUUCUACCUGUUAUUCUUCCCUAGACCUCUUCACUGUCUUUCCUAGGAACAGACCUCAGGAGCUGGACCAGGACUUGGGAUGUCUGCAGACCCUGCAGUCCUCAGCCAGCCAGCAUCUGCUGAGCUCGACUUUUAGAUGCCAUUUUCUCAAACAGAUGCUGGAAAUCCCCCAGCACACACACCCCACCCCCGCUUUUUUUUCCCCCCUGCAUGACUAGCUCAUAAGAUGGAAUCUAAGGGGAGAAUUAUCAAGACUUUUUCACUUUUUAAAAAAAUAUCUGCAACUUAUCUUUGGCUUUUAUCUGAGAGCAAACUUGGUGGUGUGCAUCUCCUCCAGUGUGUACUCCUGUGGAAUCUGCAGACGCUGCUGUGACAUCCCCUUCCUGUCUGGGCUGUUUGUACAAUUGUAUAUAAAUGUAGCAAUAAAUAUAUUCUAACAUCA